Messenger RNA from Neofelis nebulosa (Clouded leopard), 3556 nucleotides. It is a transcript of the gene DPYSL2, whose product is annotated as dihydropyrimidinase like 2. Gene Ontology annotation, molecular function: hydrolase activity, acting on carbon-nitrogen (but not peptide) bonds, in cyclic amides. Lineage: Eukaryota; Metazoa; Chordata; Mammalia; Carnivora; Felidae. The transcript has 14 exons. The record is from RefSeq and is a predicted model, not a curated record. The coding region runs from base 160 to 2193 and encodes 677 amino acids. Gene Ontology annotation, cellular component: cytoplasm; cytosol.
GGCUCGCUCGCCAGCCAUCCUUCCUUUCUGUACACCUUGCGGCAGGCAGAGAGCGGCAGCCGCGGCAGCAGCCAGGGGGUUUGUGCACAGAGAGAGGCCGACUUAGGGACCGGCAGACGGACGGACGGACAGAGCGGACCUUCCCCGAGCUCCCGCGCCAUGGCCGAGAGGAAGCAAUCCGGGAAGGCGGCAGAGGACGAAGAAGUCCCUGCCUUUUUUAAAAACCUGGGCUCAGGCAGCCCUAAGCCCCGGCAGAAAUUCUGUGGCAUGUUCUGCCCGGUGGAAGGGUCCUCCGAGAACAAGACCAUCGAUUUCGACUCGUUGUCCGUGGGCCGGGGCUCGGGGCAGGUGGUGGCUCAGCAGCGGGACGUCGCCCACUUGGGCCCGGACCCGCAGCCGCCGUACUCCCGGCAGGGCCGGCGCGCCGGCGGGGAGCCAUCUGUUGAAUCGAGCCGGAAGGUGGAGAUCCGGCGGGCCUCGGGCAAGGAAGCCCUGCAGAACAUCUACGACCAGAGUGAUCGUCUUCUGAUCAAAGGAGGUAAAAUUGUUAAUGAUGACCAGUCAUUCUAUGCAGACAUAUACAUGGAAGAUGGGUUGAUCAAGCAAAUAGGGGAAAACCUGAUUGUGCCAGGAGGGGUGAAGACCAUCGAAGCCCAUUCUAGGAUGGUGAUCCCCGGAGGGAUUGAUGUCCAUACCCGCUUCCAGAUGCCUGACCAAGGAAUGACCUCUGCUGAUGACUUCUUUCAAGGCACCAAGGCCGCCCUGGCUGGGGGAACCACCAUGAUCAUUGACCAUGUCGUGCCCGAGCCCGGGACAAGCCUGCUGGCAGCCUUCGACCAGUGGAGGGAGUGGGCUGACAGCAAGUCCUGCUGUGACUACUCUCUGCACGUGGACAUCACGGAGUGGCAUAAGGGCAUCCAGGAGGAGAUAGAGGCCCUGGUGAAGGACCACGGGGUCAAUUCCUUCCUGGUGUACAUGGCUUUCAAAGAUCGCUUCCAGCUAACUGAUUCCCAGAUCUAUGAAGUAUUGAGCGUGAUCCGGGAUAUCGGUGCGAUCGCCCAAGUCCACGCAGAAAACGGUGACAUCAUUGCAGAGGAGCAGCAGAGGAUCCUGGAUCUGGGCAUCACGGGCCCCGAGGGACACGUGCUGAGCCGGCCUGAGGAGGUCGAGGCCGAAGCCGUGAAUCGCUCGAUUACCAUCGCCAACCAGACCAACUGCCCUCUGUACGUCACCAAGGUGAUGAGCAAGAGCGCGGCCGAAGUCAUCGCCCAGGCCCGGAAAAAGGGAACCGUGGUGUAUGGUGAGCCCAUCACCGCCAGCUUGGGGACUGAUGGCUCCCACUACUGGAGCAAGAACUGGGCCAAGGCCGCCGCUUUUGUCACCUCCCCACCCCUGAGCCCUGACCCGACCACUCCGGACUUCCUGAACUCCUUGCUGUCCUGCGGAGAUCUUCAGGUCACUGGCAGUGCCCACUGCACAUUCAACACUGCCCAGAAGGCUGUGGGAAAGGACAACUUCACCCUGAUCCCCGAAGGCACCAAUGGCACCGAGGAGCGGAUGUCCGUCAUCUGGGAUAAGGCUGUGGUCACGGGGAAGAUGGACGAGAACCAGUUUGUGGCCGUGACCAGCACCAAUGCAGCCAAAGUCUUCAACCUGUACCCCCGGAAAGGCCGCAUUGCUGUGGGAUCCGAUGCUGACCUGGUCAUCUGGGACCCCGACAGCGUUAAAACCAUCUCUGCCAAGACCCACAACAGUUCUCUUGAGUACAACAUCUUUGAAGGCAUGGAGUGCCGUGGCUCCCCACUGGUGGUCAUCAGCCAGGGGAAGAUCGUCCUGGAGGAUGGCACCCUUCAUGUCACCGAAGGCUCUGGGCGCUACAUCCCCCGGAAGCCCUUCCCUGAUUUUGUUUACAAGCGUAUCAAGGCGAGGAGCAGACUGGCAGAACUGAGAGGGGUUCCCCGCGGCCUGUACGACGGACCCGUGUGCGAGGUGUCCGUGACGCCCAAGACAGUCACCCCAGCCUCCUCGGCCAAGACGUCUCCUGCCAAGCAGCAGGCCCCUCCUGUCCGGAACCUGCACCAGUCUGGAUUCAGCUUGUCUGGUGCUCAGAUUGAUGACAACAUUCCCCGCCGCACCACCCAGCGCAUUGUGGCUCCCCCUGGUGGCCGUGCCAACAUCACCAGCCUGGGCUAGAGGUCUGGCCGCAACUUCCUUGGGGAUGGGGAUGGGACACCUGAGGACAUUCUGAGACUUCUUCCUUCCUUUUUUUUUUUUUUUUUUUUUUUUUUUAAGAGCCUGUGAUAGUUACUGUGGGGCAGCCAGUUCAUGGGGCUCCCUCUCGGGCCCUGCACUCCGUCCCUCACACGGAGUCACUGAUUUUGCUCACCCACUUCCCCGUACAUCUACAAAUAUCACACCCAAGUCUGCCCACCAACCCCAUACACGGAACCGCAUCCAACACUCAGACAUGUGACACAAAGCGAAUCACAACGAGGGCGUUUUUCAUCUCCAAGCUCUGUUGUACUUGUUCUCAUCUUCCUUUUCGUUGGGGGGGGGGGAGGGAGGGAAGAUAAAGUGAAUUGCCCAGAGCUGCCUUUUUUUCUUUUUAAAUUUUUAAAGUUUUCUUUGUGGGGCUGGGGGAGAGGGUGGGUGGGGGAGGGGGGAGAGCGUUGUUGUCUUUUUUUUUUUUUUAAAUACUAAAUUGGGGAGCCUAAUUCAAUAUUAAUACAAGGGGUUUGAACUGGACAUCCUAAUGAUGCAAUUAUGUAACCAUCGAGCUCUUCAGGGUGGUUGGCAAACUCCGCAUAUCCCCCCUGAGAGGCUCCAAAAUGUCGACACUGCAUUCCAUAGUCUUCUGGGUCAACUGUUGAUAAAGGCAGGUUUUCUUUUUGGCCUAGCUUUUGCUGCAGAUUACAUUUUUUUGAGGAUUCUCUUCUUCCUUAGCGUCUUUUCUGCUCUCUUUCCCUCUCUGUCUCUCUCUCUCGUGCUCCCCCUCUGUAGCUUUUUUGCUCAUGACUAUUUUUACGUCUCUUUCUUUGUGUUUCCUCCAGCCCUUGUCUCUGAGACCAUGUUUUUCUCUCCAUCCCCCGUCGUCUUUUCAAAUGACCAGAUCUACUGUUUUGCGGUGGUCAUCAGAACCUGCCUAGAAGGGUUUUGUCAUUGCAACCAUAGUAAUGUGCUGUCCUAGUCCAUAAACGACUGGUGCUACCCACCCGCCACCACCAGGAUAUGCGUUUGAGUUCGGGAUGCUUCUAGGUGCAGCGAAGGGCUGAGCUACCCCACAUUCUCCCCUGGGGGCUCAGAAUAGAACCUCAAACAGUAAUGAGAGGUUGAAGAAACCUGAGGCUUUAGGACGUAAGUUUUUCCUCCAUGCGAUGCUAACUAGCUAAAGAAAGAAAGACACGGCCAAAUCUGUAAAUCGAGCCCCAUGACCCAAGUGAGCAGAUCACCCCCAGGCCAGCCACCGGCUCAGACGUGUUGAGCUGCUGGGGGUCUGACCCUGGGACCUGCUGGUUCCCAGCGAAGUAUCUUUUGGGAUUCCAGAGAACACUGGGGC